AUGGAUGCAUUUAUCUCUUCAAUUAUUUCAAGUCGCAUAUCUUGUCUCUGCAGAUGUGCUCAUAUGUUUCAGAUGACAUUUGAUGAAGAUCAAGUCCAAAAUUAUCUCGAUUAUGGUGCAAAAGUUCUUAGAAAAGAUCCACCUUUAUUACGUUUAGAUGGAGACAUCAUGGUAGUUGGUGAUUUACAUGGUAAUGUUGAUGAUUUAUUAAGAAUUUUUAGUAUCAAUGGAUAUCCACCACAAAAAAGAUACUUAUUCCUUGGUGAUUACGUUGACAGAGGAGCAAAUUCGAUAGAAGUCGUAUUACUCUUAGUCUGCCUCAAAAUUAAAUACCCUUCAAGCAUAUAUUUAAUCAGAGGAAAUCAUGAAAGCGAAAAACUCACGUCAUCAUACGGAUUCAAGACAGAAACACAGCGCAGGAUAAACAAAGGAAUAUACGUAGCCUUCUUAAACGUCUUCAAACAGAUGCCUCUCGCUGCAGUUAUCGAAGAUAAGAUUUUUUGUGUUCACGGCGGCAUUUCCAAGAAACUUAAUAAAAUCAGUGAAAUCGAAAAAUUCGAAAAACCGGCAGCGUUUUCGCCUAAUUCCGUAAUUUCAGAUCUUGUUUGGUCAGAUCCACGCGCCAACGUCGAAAGAUGGGCACCAAGCGAUAGAAAGGUUGGUCAGUACUUUGGCUGGCGUGUUGUCAACAAAUUCUUACAAGAAAAUAAGCUUCAAAUGAUUGUUCGAGCUCAUGAAGCUUGUAUUCAUGGUUAUGACUGGCCAUACAUCGACACACCGAAACACGCACAUAAAUUACUUACUGUCUUCUCAAGUACAGACUACGGAAGUACUUUUAACAACGGAUCAGUUUUAUAUGUUCCAAAAGACACAACAAAAUACGAAAUAUCAAUACUAAGGGCUGGAAAAUGUGGCCCAUUUAGCUAUCCACAGUGGUUAGGAAACGAAACUGCAGGAACUCCUGAAAUCGACAUAAAUCCAGACGAAAUUCCUCAAAUUCCCAAUAAAGAGUUCCCACCUGACUAUCUGUAA
Messenger RNA from Trichomonas vaginalis G3, 1032 nucleotides. Its product is annotated as phosphoprotein phosphatase protein. The transcript has a single exon. Lineage: Eukaryota; Parabasalia; Trichomonadida; Trichomonadidae. The record is from RefSeq and is a predicted model, not a curated record. The coding region runs from base 1 to 1032 and encodes 343 amino acids. Gene Ontology annotation, molecular function: protein serine/threonine phosphatase activity. Gene Ontology annotation, cellular component: cytoplasm; nucleus.